AUGAUGUUGAAUAAUAAUUUAAAAACGUUAGCUUUAAACAUACCAAGAGAUAAAGAAAUCAAAUACUAUAACUUUUUCAUAAGAAAAGUGGAAGGUUUAUUAUUUUAUAUAAAAAAACGAAUUAUUAAUAUAACAUGUUAUUUAAAAAGCUUUACCUGUAAAAAGCGUUAUCCUUUUGAUGACGAUCUAUAUGAUUAUGAGGAAAAAGUCGAAAAAGGAAACAAUGUAUAUGUGUAUGCAUUAUUAUAUCCUAUAAUAAAUAGUUUAUAUAAUAUUAUAAAUUUAUUGUAUGCAAUAUCAUUUAAGUAUAUUUUAUGUCUUUUCUUUAAUGCUAUUAGAAAAAAGAAAAGGAACAAAUUAAAUGAUAAUAUUAUUAGAAUAAAAUUAGAAAGGAAUAAAACCAUUUUGAAAAAUUAUGAUCGUUGUAUAUUUUUAACAAAUGAUAUCAAUAAUUGUAUAUGUCACAAACAGAUUAUAGAAAUCUGUAAGAAUUUUAUAAACAAUGUAAUAUAUCAUGUACAUAAUUUAGAAUUUGUUAAUAAUGAUAGGGAAAAAAUUUAUAAGUGUUUAAAAAAUUGUAAGAAUAUAAAUAGAAUGAAAGAAAUGUUCAUAAAAAAAAUUAAGCAUUUAUAUAAUUUUGAUUUUGAAAAUGCUCUAUAUUUAAGUGACGAAUCAUUAAUAAAAAAGAAGUUACAUUUUAAAAAUACAUAUGAAAGUAAUCAUUUUACUUUUUAUAAAAAUAAAGAGAAAAAAGGAAAAUCUGAAAGAAAAUUGGAUCUUAUAAAAAUAUAUGAUGAACUAUAUCUUCAUACAUAUAUUAUAAGAAAUAAUUUAAAUAUAAAGAGUAGGAUGAAUAUUAUUAAUAAUAUGUAUAAUAGAAAUAUACUUUCUAUAUUUAUUAAUAUAUUCUUUAAAAAUUGUACAAAUAUUAUAUUUAUAAUUUUUUUAAUUGCAUGUAUAUUUCAACAAAUAAGUAUAAUUAAAACUAGUCAUUAUCUAUAUUUUUUGCAAACCUUUUAUUUUAUAUUUAUAUGUUGUAUAAUAAGAGAUAUGUGUAUUGUUAAUAAGAAGACAGAACAUAUGAAACAAAUAAAAAGGAAAACAUACAAAAGAUUAACACCUUUGGGGUUAAUAGAUGUCCUUUAUUGUGAUAUUAAGGUCGGAGACAUUUUGUAUUUACCCCAAUUUGAGGUAAUACCAGCUGAUAUAAUUUUACUAAAAAAUUGUACUGAUGAUGAUAUAUUAAUUUCCUCAAAAAAUUAUGAUGGAUAUAAAGAUUUGAAAAUAAAAAAAUGUGUAAAGAUAACAAAUAUAUUAGCAAAUAUUUAUGAUAUAUUUUUAAUGAAAAUAAAAGUUCUUAUUGAAAAACCUCACUGCCAUUUUGAUCGAAUGAAAGGAUUAUUGUUCUUAUUAAACUGUAGUGAGGUCACUAAUACAAUUGUAAAUGAUAUAACAAAUUUAGAAGAUAUAUAUUUUGGGAAAUCAAAUGUAUAUAAUAUCAGCAAUAAGAAUAUUAAUAAGGAUAAUAUUUCAAUAUGUCAAUUUAUUUUUAUAUAUAUUAUACAAGAUACUUAUGUUGAAUUAUCUUAUAAUUUUCUUAAAUAUUUAUUUGCUAGAUCCAUACAUUGUUCAUAUAACACAAUGCAGGAAAAUAAAACAAAAAAAGUGUUGAGUCCUUGUGAAUUUUUAUUAAAUAAUAAGAAAGAUAUAUUAUCAAGACAGGUUGAUAAUAAUAAUAUUAAUAGUUCUUAUUACAAAAGAAAUGAAAAAAGUAUUCAUUAUAGCAGUGAUAGUUGUAGUUAUAGUAGUGAUGUAUAUUUAUGUAUGAAUAAAAUAGAUACAUAUCCUAUUUUUUGUAGAUCAAACGAUGAAAAUAUAAAUAGUAAAAAUGAUGUUAUUAUAAAACCUUACAAAAAUAAUAAUAAUAUAGAAACAAAUAAGUCAGAUUAUACAUCAGAAAUGUAUAAUAAUAGAUUUCCUACUUAUUAUGAUGAUAUUUUUAAUUUAAAAGAAAAACUAAAUCAUAAAUUAUUUAGAAAAUAUAAGGAAUCAAUAAAUAUUGAUAAUAUAAUAUGGGAUGAAUGUACUCUAAUAAAAAGUUCGAUUUAUGGUUUAGUUAUAUAUACAGGUAUAGAUAAAAAGUCAAACAUUAUAAAUCAGAAUAAUAAAAAAAAAAUAAAAGAGAAAAAAAAAAAUGAUAUUUUAUUUUGUAAUGAUAUGAAUUAUAAAAUGAAAAUAUUAUUACUUACAGUUAUAUGUAUUAAUUGUAUUCUUUGUAUAAAUGAAGAAAAUCUAUUAGACCAAAAUAUAUUUCUUAUAUAUAUAAAAUAUUUCUUUUUAUUAUUAAUUCAUUUACCAAAUAUUAACUGUUGUUAUAUUUUUAUAAUACAUAAGUUAUAUUCAUUAAUAUUAUGGAAUAAUAAUAAAUUAAUAAAUACAAAUAAAAAUAAAAGUAGGUAUACAAAUGAAUAUAUAAAGAAUCAUCAUUUUAAUAAUAAUAUAAUAUAUAACUAUAAUAUAAUAAAAUCAUUAUAUAAUACACAAUAUAUUUUAUAUGACAAAAUCGGUACUUUAUCUAAAGAUAAUCAUCUUAAAAUACACAAGUUUGAUUUUAUAUUUGAUGAAUUUUUAAUAGAUACACAUAGUACUCUCUUCUUUCAAACCUUUUUCAAGGUUGUAGAUUUCAAAAUAUUCUUUCAUUAUUAUAUAAAUGACAACAACAAUAAUAAUAAUAAUAAUAAUUAUAAUAAUAAUAAUAAGGAGGAGGAAAUCAAUAAAAUGAUAUUACAUAAUAUUCAUAAAUACCAUGAUAGUUAUGAUAUCAUAAAAGACAAUUCAAAAGUAUAUAAAAAUAUUUUUCAUAAAAUAAUAAAUUAUAGUUGUAGUGAAAUACAUAAAAUAUUCUUAACAUUUUUAUGUAUUUUAUUUUGUAAUGAUAUUAUAAUAAGAAAAAUGAAACGUUUAAAAAUUGAGGAGAAAAUAAAAGAAAGAAACAUAUAUAAUAUUAAAGAUAAACAUAUAUAUAAUAUUAAAGAAAACAAAGAUACUAUUAAGCAUAAAAUAUUAUUUUCAACAAAAGAAGAAGAAACAUUAUUCUUGAAUUUUUUAAGGUUUUUAGGAAUGCAGUUAUAUUAUCAAAAUAAUUAUAUAUUUCUCCUUUGUAUAAAAAAUAAUAUAUCUAUAAAAAAGUGUGGACAUAUUUCACAAGAAAAAGAAAAAAAAAGAAAUAGAAAAAAAAACAUUAUAUUAAAUAAACAGGUGAAUAAUAAGGUAAAGCACCGAAAUAUUGAUUUACAACAAAUUUAUGGAUUUCAAAAAAAUAAAAAUUGUGAUAAAAAAUGGAGUGUUAAAAAAAAUAUAUUCUUUAGUAAUUCUUUAAAAAAGGAUCAUAUUUUUAACUACUCAUAUGCAGAGAGUCAAAGAAAUAUAAAAAUAAUAAAAAAAAAUAAAGGAAUCAAAAGUAAGCAUCUUGAUAAAACACAUGAUCAUUUGAGAAAUAAUCAUCAAAAUGAAUAUAAUUCUACAAGUCAAAGUGAUAAUUGUUGUAGUGAUUAUGACGAUGAUGAUUAUGAUUAUACUUCUAAUAAUUGGAGUGAUAGUGAUAGUGAUAGUAAUAGUGAUACUUCGGGAUGUUCACAUUUUAAAGGAAUAGAAAGGAAUCAUCAUAACUAUACUUAUUGUAACAAUAAAAGAGCAUUAAAAAAAAAAAUUUAUGAAAAUGAAUACAAGAAAAAACAAACAGAAUGCCCUUUUAAAAUAUUAGACAUUUUUCAAUCAAGACAACCAUAUAAACUUAUAUCUAUUUUAAUGUUAUACAACAAUCAAAUAUAUUAUUUAUUGAAAACAUAUGAUGAAUAUACUAUUUAUAUGUUAUGUAAUCAAGAAAGUAAGGAAAACAAAAAAGACCAAAUAAUAAAAUCUAUACAGAAUUUAUUAAAAAAUGGAUUUGGUAUAUUAUUAUUUGCUUAUAAAAUUGUUCCAAAUAAUGAAUAUGAAAUAUAUAAAAAGAAUUGUACCAAGGAAAAUAAAAAAAAUUAUUUUGAAAAUGUAUUUAUUAAGAAUGUUAUUAUAUUAGGUAUUUUUUCUUUUAAAGAAGAAAUUAAAAAUAGUGCAAAGAAAAUUAUAAAUCUUUUUAAAGAAGCUGAUAUAAAAACAUGGAUUUUAUCUAGUGACAAAAAAAGAAAUGUUCUAUCCAUUUGUAAAUCUCUAAAUUUAAUAAAUGAACGUAAUACAACUUGUUAUUUGAAUAAAAAUAAAUUAAUACGUAUAUAUAAAAAGUAUAAUACAGUUAUUAAUACUACUACUAAUAAUGACAAUAAUAAUAAUAAGAAGAAUAAUAAUAUGUCCUUUAAUAGUUACGACAAUGAAAAAGUCGUUGAAAAUUAUAUCAAUACAUCAAGCGAACACAAAAUAACAAGCAUAGUUGCGUGUAAUGAAAAAUGUUCUAAUGAUACUUCUCUUAUAUUGAAUAGUACUGAUGUCAAAUCAGAGCAUAUGAAUUCCACAUUGUUACUAUCUAAUAAUAUAAGGAAUCUAUCAAAGGAUAUGGCGUAUUAUUAUAAAAAUUUAAAUACCAAUAAGACAAAUAAAUGCCCUGACCUUUUAAACAAUAAUGAUAUAUGCAAAAAGAAAAAUAUAGAUGACAAAAUGGUACAGAUGGAACCAGAAAAUAUUGAAACAUCAUUAUUAAAUAAUAAUUAUAAUAUUUUUAAUAAAUAUACUCACAUUCAUAGGAAUAUAUCAAGAUAUAUUAUUAUGAGAGGGAAAGAUUCCAAUGAUGCCAGAAAAGAAUUAGACAUUUCUUAUAUUCUAAAAACGGAUAAAAAAGCUUGUUAUAUUUUAAAGUGUAUGCUAUUUUAUAAUUUCGAUGAAAAUUAUAAAAGUAUUUCACAAGUACAUAAUAAUUAUAGUAAAGAAAAAAUGAAUAAUGAUAUUAUAAAAUUGAAUGAUAUAAAAAAUAUUGUAUAUAUAAUUAGUGGUGAUAUUCUUGAAUAUUAUUUAAAAUAUGAUGAAAUAAAUUUUAUAAGUGUAUUAAAAAAUUGCAAGUUGGUUAUAUUUUAUAAAUGUAAUUGUAUUGUUAAGGGUAAAAUUGUUCGUGCUCUAAAAAAAUAUAGCAAGGAUAAUAUAUGUUCUGUUGGAAAUAAUAUAAAGGAUAUUAAUAUGUUUAAGGAGUCUGAUAUAUCCAUAUUUAUAAAUAAUAAUAAUAAUAAUAAUAAUAGUUUUAAUAGUGACAAUGUGUGUAAAUUAUAUGCUGAUAUUGUAUUAAAAAAUUUUGGUGAGUUAGGUAAUUUCUUUUUUAUAUAUGGAAAGAAAAUAUAUGUAAAUUUUAUUUUAUUAAUAAAGUGCAUAUAUUACAGAGGUAUAAGUUUAUUUUUCUUACAAUUUUAUUUUUCCUACUUUUUUAAGUGUAAAAUUUGUAUAUUUUCAAAUACAUUUUUAUUUAUCUAUUUUGUAUUAUUUUUUGUUAUGACAAGUAUUUGUAUUAUUUGUUCUAUAAAAUGUAAUGAUAAAUAUGAUAAUAUUAUAUAUGAUAGUAAGAAUGUACUAAAAAAAAAAAAAUUUUUAUUUAAGAAGCUCUUAAAAAUAGAUAAUUUUACUAUAAUAUAUUUUUAUAAAACAUUAUUCUUUUGUUUAAAUGAGUCUUGUUUAAUAUUUAUUCUAAGUUAUUAUUAUUUUUUAAAUAUAAAUUAUGAAAUAAAUACAUUAACAACAUUAUUUAUUACACAUAUAUUCAAAUCUUUAUUUCUAUAUAUUGAUACAUAUAAUUAUUUUAUUAUUUUUAUUAUAAUACAUUUAUUAUUUGCUAUUUUAUAUAUUUUCAUAUUAUUUAUUUUACAUAAAUUUCAUUUUAUAUACUUUAAUAUCAAUCUAGACAUUAUACAAAGUAAUCUAAUUGUAAAUACUAUAAUUAAUUUUCCAUCAUGUAUGUAUUAUUUAUAUAAAAAAAAGAAAUUCAAAAAUAUGAAGAAAAAAUUUAUAUUAAAUACAAUAAAAUCUUUUGAUAGUUUUAAAUUAACAAGUCAUCAUAUUUUUCACAUUCAUAAUUUUAACUUGUCCUUUGAUACAAUACCUUUUGCCAUUAAACCAAAAAAACAAGAAUGA
Messenger RNA from Plasmodium gaboni, 6102 nucleotides. RefSeq names its product putative aminophospholipid transporter. The record is from RefSeq and is a predicted model, not a curated record. Bases 1 to 6102 code for a protein of 2033 amino acids. Gene Ontology annotation, biological process: phospholipid translocation. Lineage: Eukaryota; Apicomplexa; Aconoidasida; Haemosporida; Plasmodiidae. The transcript has 2 exons. Gene Ontology annotation, molecular function: ATPase-coupled intramembrane lipid carrier activity. Gene Ontology annotation, cellular component: plasma membrane.